UGGCGGUAUAGGUUGUAAGCAUGUUGUAGGUGUUCUGUGAGGUUGCUUAAAAGAGUAAUAGAAUCAAGAAAUUCAUUUAUGGCUUGUUUAACAAGAAUCCUUCGAUUCAAUCAAUUCAGACAUUGCCUGACUUUUGCGCGUAACAUAACCUCAAAUAAUGUCCCCGUCAUAACAUCUCUUAUCCCACAAGUAAGUUUAACAAAUAAUCCAUGGAUAUGGCAAAAAAAUGAUAAAGUGGAAACACCAAAAAUCAAAAAUAUAAUUCACAUUGAUUUACCCAACGGUUUAAAAUAUGUACCCCCAUUGGAGGACCCGUCUUUAAGUAAAGGAAUCGAAUUACCUACCAUAAAUGGGGGCAUUACGAAAGAAGCAGCGCGUUUGAUUGCGAUAAGACGGCGCAAAAUGAAAAGGCACAAGUUGAAAAAAUUGAGGAAAAGAAUGAAGUUUGAGUGGGCAAAAAAACGGCAAAGACGCGAAUGGAACAAAGAAAAACUUUUCCAAGCCGAACUUAUCCAACAGUGUAAAGACGGCGAGGCUUUUUCAGCUGAAAAGUAUGUAGAAGAACGUUUAGCUAAAUUAAAGGAAGUCAUGGCACUAAAAAACAAAGUUAUAAUAAAAACAAGUGUAUUGGUGCGACAGAUGAAACAAAACAUGAAAUGAUUAUUUUGAGCAUGGAGUAAAUAGGUGAAUUAAA
Messenger RNA from Tribolium madens (black flour beetle), 694 nucleotides. RefSeq lists its product as uncharacterized. The transcript is spliced from 3 exons. The record is from RefSeq and is a predicted model, not a curated record. Lineage: Eukaryota; Metazoa; Arthropoda; Insecta; Coleoptera; Tenebrionidae. Bases 79 to 660 code for a protein of 193 amino acids.